Dalotia coriaria is the source of this 3140-nucleotide messenger RNA. RefSeq names its product centrosomal protein of 104 kDa. NCBI's taxonomy places the organism in Eukaryota, Metazoa, Arthropoda, Insecta, Coleoptera, Staphylinidae. The record is from RefSeq and is a predicted model, not a curated record. Gene Ontology annotation, cellular component: cilium.
CACCGCUCUCGCAGCCGCCCCCGUUCCCAGCCGAGAACACAUCACCAGUAACUGAAAACAUGUGACCCGCAGCGCACCGCCAACGCGAAGACACCGAGAAUGCCCACGAAGAUUAAUUAUCACGUCGUCUACGCUAGUGAUGAAGAUCCCAAGUACAAGGCGCUGGAAUUAAACGCACACGGACCGACUGUGAAAGGAUGGCAGAGCGGCAAGAAUUGCGAAUAUCCGCAGGAAUUAAUCUUGCAGUUGGAAAGCAGGGCGUCACUUAGCAAGAUUCAAAUGUUGAUGCAUCAAUAUUUAAUACCAUCGAAAAUCGAAUUGUUUUCGAGCAAUGAAGACACUAAUGUUGUUACGGAUGUGGCGUGCAUCGCCUGGGACUAUUUGGGAUAUAUUACUCUUUCGGAUAAUCAAAGCACUGGUUUUAAAAGUCGUGAGUUGAAAUCUGCUAAUGUGCCAAAAACUUUAGCCUCUUAUGUUAAGCUACGCAUCGGGGAAAAUCACUCUAAUACUUAUAAUAUACAUAAUCAAGUCAGUCUGAUAGCCAUCAACGUAUUGGGAAUUGAAAAAGAGAAACAAAGUAAACACAGCGAAGCAAUUGAUGCAAAAUGUGCAAACAAACUGGAGGCCAUUUUGAACGACCCCGAAUACUUUUCGCCCUUCGACGAUCUCGCCUUCGACAUGUACGUCGACGUGGACGUGGCGAAAAUUAUCAGGGAAAUGGAGUUGAAGAAACACAUCGCUGUAAUAAGUGAACGCUUUGAAUAUGCACGUAAAUUAAAGCUUUCCAUGGAACAUCUCCGCAGCGCUGGCGAAAAGCUCGGCAAAUACGAACUAGAAAAGAAACAUGCGAUUGAAAUGGAAGAUUACGAACGCGCCGGUAUCAAAAAGAAUCAAAUGGAUGACUUUCGCACCAGCGUCUAUCAGCAGUUGAACAUCGAGCAAUUGCUGGAAAUAAAAGGCGUUUGUCCCAACGACGAAGCUGAUGACGCCAGCGAUAAACUCUCCCCGAUAUUAAAAACAGACAGCAAAUGUCAGACGCCUGGAGCGCAACACAUUUACCACGCGCCGCCAUCACCGCUGCACAAAAUGCAGAGUCCGAAAUCCGCAUCGCCAUCGAUCGGCAGUCCGACGGGCCUACAGCAACGCGGAUCAUUCCGCAGGAGGAAUAAAUCCGCAGGGUCUAUCGUUAAGUCCACCUACGAACAGUACGAGGACAAACCGCUGCCAACUCUGCGGCAUUCGGCCACAAACGAAUUCCUACGGGACUGCCAGAUGGAAAUGGAGCAUCGCACGACGUCGAAACUGACGGAACGCGAGAGGAAACAAGCGGCGCUGCCUAUUUUAGUAUUCGGCGCUGAUAUUGUCGAGAAGUUCUAUUCCAAGCAUUAUCUUGAUAAGGAAGAAGGACUGAACCGAUUGCGCGAAGAGUUAUUGUCGUAUGAUAACACGCGGAUGCAUACAGCGAAUAAGACAGGUCGCGCCGCCAUAUUUCUCCUGCAUCGGGCGCUGCGAGACAAAGUUUUCAGCGUUUACAAUUUGGCGAACGAAGUUAUUCGAUUAUACUUCGUGCAAUACGUACCGGGAAGAGUUUCACCUGCUGAAGUGUCAAGAAGUGUGGAUAAAUUACUACCGGAGUUGUUGACAAAGUCGGGAGAUACCAGCGCGCGCAUUCAUCACAUGGCUGUGCACACGAUUCUCACAAUGGCGGACUGCAAGAAUGUGAGGGAGCUACAUAUUAUUCCAGUCCAUUUAAGUCGUCCGAUUAUUAGUAGCACCCAUCCACGUUUGGCACUCAGCCGUGCUGAAAUGGUCGAGCAAUUGAUCAUCAGCCAAAGUAUUUCUACUGAUAAACAAAGUGGAUUAACAUGUCGUACAUUAUCCGAGUUCGGUUCCAGCGGCUUACACCAUCCGGCAGAAGCAGUGCGCAAAGUGGCAGAAAGAAUUCUUGUACUAGUUUACAAAGUGAAUCCACGCUUAGUGCGAAAACAAUUACCGCCAGACGAUGAUAUCACGCGAAGAAACUUAUUAUACAGGCAAUUGUUUCACGAGUUUGAUAAAAUUGACUUGCAGCGCAAGAAAGAAUUAAUGGAACGAAAUCGUGUGAUACAAGGUAAUUUGAAUGAUUCAAUGAGUCCGGAACCAUGUUACAAUGGCGGCAUGAACAAAUGUCAAAGCACGAUGAACAUAGCCAGUCACAACAGUUCGGAAUCGGAGAAAAAUCAUUACAGCCUAACGAAAAGUUUGAGCGGCGGAAAUAUCGUGAAAAUCAAUCAUGCGAACGAAGAGAAAAACAGUGGAAGUGGCAUUUCGACACCGAGCAACGGAUCUAAGGAAGACGAUGACAAGCAUUGUAUAUUUUGUGGACAAUCCGAAGUGGCCAUCUUUGCAAUCAGCAAUUCAAUGAAUUCGCAUUACUGGCGCUCAUGCCCGAUGCUCGUCCGCUGCGCUGAGUGCAGUCAAGUCGUGGAAGUAGCCGCCCUCACUGAUCACAUCCUCAUGGAUUGUGAACACCGUGAAAACUACACGCAAUGCGCACAGUGUACCGAACCAGUGCGAUUGGACGAACUGCAAGAACACGAAUUAUGCUGCACGGAAAUCGCAGAGGGCUGCAACCGAUGUCCGCUCUGCCACGAAAACCUCGAAGACGAAGAGUUCGUGUGGAAGAAGCACCUGAUGGGCGAGAGGCCGUGCACAAAGAAUGCGCGAAUCAAAACCACAAUUACGAAACAGGUCAAAAUUAGGAUCUAGGAACGUGCCGCAUACUUUUUAUAUCCGUAUAUUGAAUAAUUGAUUCUUUUUUGCAAUUACGAUAAAUCUAUUUUGUAUACUGUCGCACUAAAUACAAGGUAUAGUGAAACCCAAAGACGUCCAGACAACUAAACUAUCAAAUAGUUUGAUAUAGGUGAGUAGCCAGUUAAAUUUUUGGCGCAUUGCUUGAAAAGUUCAUAGUUUUGAUGUACUUGAAAGAUACUUACUUUAGAUAGUUCCAAUGUUUUUAAAACCUAAGCUAAGGAACAUAAAACCUGAAUCAUUUCUGUAGGUAACAACUAGUGUCUCAUAUAGUUAGUUAGUAAUCAUUUAUUAUUGUUGUCGCCAGUUUAAUAUUACCAAGUUAUAAAAUAAAUUCUUUACUCACUUAA